AAUAAGAUAAGAUCAUUUGAAUUGAUGAUUCGUGAAUUGCACUACCUCCACAACCAAGGUGACGACGACGACGGCAACACCAUCAUAUCACCACCACCACCACCAUGAUAAUGACAAUGACAGCACCUCAGCAUCAUCACCACCACAACCUCCACACCACAACCAUGACAACACCGCCGACGACAGCAUCACCACCCACCCACAACCAUCAUCUUUGUAGCAUGACCACGACCACCAAUGCCUCACCACGCACCACAGCAACACCGUGACCUCCCAAAUGAUGAUGUUGACCCACAGAAUCUGACAGUACUCUAUUGGUAGACGCUUAAGCUGUGUCACGGUGCUAGUUGCCAUUCACACACCGCGUGAGGUAAACUGCCCUUCGAACAGUUCGCAUUAAAGAGUGUCCUUGUCCGAAUCUGUUCUAGCUCUAUCCCGAACCGCAAACGAAUCGAGUAACAGAUAAGAUAUCUGCAGGAGCAUGGAUAAAACGAGGACAACGGUCUCUGGUUGUACGAUAGCCGGAUAGUUCACGUUUGUGAGAGCCGUAUUGUUUACUGGAUUGGUAAAUGGCGAGAGAACCCCGUCUGUUGACGAUUGUGUAGAGACCGAAGAAUGAACAUUAAUGAAUUAUGUCCUCGUACGGUCCCCGUCCACUAGAUCAAACCAGCAUAUCGUGUUUACCAUAUAUCUGUACUCAACGUCGGUAUCAGAGGUAUGGAUAUCUGUUCAGGCAAGGAACACAAUGUGGACAAGGACCACGCGACGCCAGCGACAAAUAUUCGGUCCAGUGUGGUCUUGGCCCCGCUAACAGUCAUGUAUACUUCUGUGUAACCGUGAUGCCGUUUUCAUUACGCCAACCUGCGAUGCGAUAGACACACGUUUUCCCUAGUCAUUUCUUGUCACUUUGGUUGUUGAUUUCCACGUACCGAGGCUGGCUGGUGUCGACGUAAAAGAGUAUGUAGAGAGCCUUGCAAGAUGUCUUAUUUUGCGGGGCGAGGAGAUGUCGUAUGUUUGUGGACCAAUGGCUCCUCUUCGCAUGGCUGGUUGCGAUGGUGGACGGACCCCAUUUGAUAGUUUUCAUGAAGUCCGAGAUGAAAUUGGUAAUAAAUGAUAGAGAGCAGCGGUAACCUGCGCAGUCCGCACUAGGCAGCUGCAUACCGAAUAUUUUGUACUUGCACUAUCUCGCUUCCUCCUCUCUACUGUACUAUAAAGCUUUCAUACACGGGCGUCUCUUUCCCUUUCUUUCUUUCCAUACCCAUCCUUUCUCAGAAUGUCCACAGUCAAAGUCACUAAAAUUUGCUGCAUCGGUGCUGGCUACGUCGGCGGACCUACUUGCGCUGUUAUCGCACUCAGAUGUCCUCACGUUCAAGUCACCAUCGUCGACUUGAACAAGGCCCGUAUCGACGCCUGGAAUAGCCCAGAUUUUAAGCUUCCUAUCUAUGAACCUGGUCUCGAGGAUGUCGUCCGCAAGGCCCGCGAUCGCAACCUUUUCUUCUCCACGGACGUCGAUAAGGGUAUCCAAGACGCAGACCUCAUCUUCGUCAGUGUCAAUACACCUACAAAGAAGAGUGGUGUUGGUGCUGGUUUUGCUGCUGAUCUCAACUACGUCGAACUAGCCACACGACGUAUUGCCGCUGUCGCUACCUCCAAUAAAAUCGUGGUCGAAAAGUCCACUGUACCCUGCCGUACAGCCGAGUCCAUGCGUACUAUCCUCGAAGCUAACUCAAAGCCCAAUUGCCGCUUUGACAUCCUCUCCAACCCCGAAUUCCUCGCAGAGGGUACUGCCAUCAGCGAUCUGUUCAAGCCAGAUCGUGUUCUCAUCGGUUCUCUCCAGACUCUAGAGGGUAAAGCCGCGUGCAGUGCACUCGCAGAGGUCUACGCAAACUGGGUUCCCGCCGACCGCAUCCUCACCGUUGGCCUAUGGUCAUCCGAACUUUCCAAACUUGCAGCAAACGCCAUGCUCGCUCAGCGCAUCUCCUCCAUCAACGCCCUUUCAGCUAUCUGCGAGGCCACAGGCGCGAACAUCGACGAAGUCGCACACGCCGUCGGUUUCGACUCUCGUGUUGGGCCCAAGUUUCUCCGCGCAUCAGUUGGCUUCGGUGGAUCGUGUUUCCAGAAAGAUAUCCUCAACCUCGUCUACCUCUCAGAAAGUCUUCACCUCCCUGAGGUCGCAGAGUACUGGAAGCAAGUCGUGGUCAUGAACGAGUACCAAAAGAGACGAUUCUCGAAGACGGUCGUGGACACGCUUUUCAACACCAUCACGGGGAAGCGCAUCGCGGUCCUUGGGUUCGCGUUCAAGGCGGAUACUGGCGAUACCCGCGAAUCUCCCGCUAUUACUCUUAUCCGAGACUUCCAAUCAGAGAAGGCUCUCAUCAACGUCUACGAUCCCCAAGUCGAGCACGAACAAAUCUGGGCCGACCUUACCGAGGCUAGCCCCUCCACCCCUCUCGCUUCCAUCCAAAAACAAGUGUCGAUUUGCUCUUCGGCUCUCGAGGCAUGUAAGAAUGCCGAGGCCGUCGUGAUCGCGACUGAAUGGAAAGAAUUCCGUGAUAUCGACUGGGAGCAGGUUUACAAGGGAAUGAACAAGCCUGCAUUCGUCUUCGAUGGUCGGCUGCUUGUUGAUGCCGAUAAGCUUCGUAAAAUUGGUUUCAAGGUCAACACUAUCGGUCGUGGAGAGAGAAUGUAAACGGCGAAUAAAAUCUUACUUGCUAUGGGUGUUAGAAGAUCCAAACACGAUAUAAUGCUAUGGAACGGACACUGUCUUAAUCGCUGGGCAUACUAAUCUGAUAUCUUGUCUUGCUGUUGUAGAUAAUCCCGUAUAUGAUGCUAUUCAUCGACUUUUACUUACGCAGAAAUAGAAUGCAUCACAACGUACGAACAGGAUGCUGUAUAAUGACAUUUCCUUUUUUUUGCCCUGGGGGUCAUGCUCUUUACACGAGAACGUGUCUUGUAUUCGGUAACUAACAGACAACUAUCAAAAUAAAAAGAGUGGCAGAACAGUAAACAUAAGAGAGCAGUGGGUCGCGGGAACUAUUUGAUCUCACCCAUUUGACGAUUCAACUACAUCUAUACGAUCGUAAACACCAUAUGAGAGACAUGUAGACAAAAGAGAAGUUCAGCGUAAAAAAGGAACAAACAGACAAUGUUUGAGGAAAUACGAGGGAUUGAAAGGCUACAAGACAGGAAUAUAGAAAAUGAACACUUCGAAGGCAAGGAAGGCAUAAAAAGAGAGAGAACUUCAUUCAAAGACAUAAAUGAUGACAGUAGUAUCCCACCGAACUUCCACAGACGAACAUAUCAUUCUAUGCGGUAGGCGUCCCAUCGUUCGAAGUACCUGGGUCGGUAGCAAGACUCUGUCAAGCGUGUACGGCCUAGUGACAAUGAUGAAAACUCCAGCGUCAACUGGAUCAGAGUCACGGAACCAAAUAACAGGCGGACAUUUGAUCUUGAAAUCGGGAGAAAAUGUAGCUACAAAGCAACGAUAAUAUUCCUCGAAAUCACCCAUGAUUUGCCCAGUUUUGCGAAAUAGGGUGCAGACCGUGGCUGUGCCCUAUCGAGUACGGGAGGCUGUGGUUUUGAUAAUGAUAAUCAUAUGCACCAGCAUGCAAAUUAGUAGAUCCCGCUCGACCAGUUGAGAUGAUGGCGGGAUCAGUGAAGGUCGGCGGUAAGUCGCGAGGCCGCUGGCUGACAUGCUGGGCUAGUCCUGGCGACAGACUAGAAGACCCUUGAUGCAAUGUAUGGUUCGCCUGAUGACGGGGGGCCGAGGCGGUCGCAGAAUAGGACCUAAGAUGACCAGGGCUGACAGACAUAUAUGACUGCCCGGCCAGCGAGUUAGAUUGAACGCCAGGCAGGAGAAUUUGAGAAUUCGGAGUAGAUUCGAAUAAUGAAGCCCACCCCUGCCGAGACGUCUGCGAAGUCGACUGGGAUGGCGUAUGACGCGCAAAACUGUGAGACCCAACUGCACCAAAUCCUGACGAGCUCUCGGGCGUCAUUGUCCAGAUCGAGCUGCCCAAUAUUCGUGACUGGGGAACAGUAGAGAUAGGCGGUCUGUGGUGCUGUGAACGACUGGUCUCGAUGUUGCCCCUGGUGUUACCCAUUACAUUGUUGAGGAGAUCCU
This is a messenger RNA of Serpula lacrymans var. lacrymans S7.9, 4120 nucleotides long. RefSeq lists its product as uncharacterized. Gene Ontology annotation, molecular function: UDP-glucose 6-dehydrogenase activity; NAD binding. Gene Ontology annotation, biological process: glycosaminoglycan biosynthetic process. The coding region runs from base 1274 to 2689 and encodes 471 amino acids. Gene Ontology annotation, cellular component: cytosol; nucleus. The transcript is spliced from 8 exons. NCBI's taxonomy places the organism in Eukaryota, Fungi, Basidiomycota, Agaricomycetes, Boletales, Serpulaceae. The record is from RefSeq and is a predicted model, not a curated record.